AUGGCGCCUUCAAAACGAGGUCCCUCGGUCCUGGUGACUGACUCCCGCAGCAGACCGGCGCCUCGUCCUGCAGCGCAGCGCCGUGAUACUGGAGCAGGUGGUGCAGGCCGGCCACCCAUGCGCUUCAUCUCUGUCGACAACGUCCUCCAAUAUUCUUCCGACAUACCCUCCGGUCAACCUCGACCCGGCCCUGUCCAACGACCAGGCGGUCCCAUCGGCGCACGCCGCGUCACUUCUUCUUCAGGAGCUGGAGGAGGUCUGCCGACUGUCCAAUCAAGGUCAGGCCAAUCGAUUGUGCCAUCACGAACGACGAAGAUCAGCGAGAAGCUCGUUCUCUUGCCCGAAACCAUUGACGAAAGAAAGAGCUCAGAUGAGGACGAGGACGACGAUGCUGCUUUGCUGGCGAAAAGACUCGAACAGGAAGAGAGUCGGCCACUGAAGGAUGAAGAACUAGAGCUGCUGCGCAAGAGGGGCCCGAUCCGUGGCAAGAGCUAUGCCGAGAGAAUGCCCAAGGUGCAGCGAAAGGAGAAGCUUGCGCGGUUGACUGCCUACUGUACUGCUCAAUCGUACAAGACGAAAUCGACGGCCGAAUUCUUGCGCAAGAAGCACGGUGCCAAAACGAAGCUCUACGAUGAUUGUCUUUAUGCCAUUUAUGCGCUGCCUCUACUUCCAGGCUCUGAAGGCUGCCGGGUGCGGAGCCGGCCAAUGCUCAAAACGCCCGGCAGCGGGAAAACUGUGCUUGACCUCGAGCUGGAGCGAAGCGAGCGGAGGGGUCACCAGGGAGGAUACUUCCCAGAUGACGCCUACACCGGCACGAGCCCGACCAACGGAGAUUCGGAACAGCACUUCGAGGACCUGCGUCGUGGACGGUCCCAGCCGAAUGCGAAUCAAACGAUACAAUGA
Messenger RNA from Verticillium alfalfae VaMs.102, 903 nucleotides. Its product is annotated as sporulation protein RMD8. Lineage: Eukaryota; Fungi; Ascomycota; Sordariomycetes; Glomerellales; Plectosphaerellaceae. The coding region runs from base 1 to 903 and encodes 300 amino acids. The record is from RefSeq and is a predicted model, not a curated record. The transcript has 2 exons.